UGGUAUAAAUAGAAAAUGAUAAAAAAAAAAACCCUAAGUGAAAACCUAAUCCCUUCUCUCUUUCAUUCUCCCGAUCCCCCUCUCUCUGCCUUCUCUUUGUGCGGCGCCGGCGCUAAUGGUUCAAAUGAACCAGAAAACCCCAACCUCUCUCCCUCUUCCGUGUGUCUCUCUCGCUCCCGUUCUCUCUCUCUCUAUGCGUUUUCUCUUGCGCGGUGGCACUGCGUUUUUUUCUUAGAUUUGAAGGAGAUUUGUUCAAAAGAUGGAGAUUCAUCCCCGUCUACUAAAAAAGAUAUUCACCCUAAUCCAAAUGCUCAGAUUGCACAUCAAGGCUCCUUCUCGCAAGGUGUUGAUUAUGGAAAUUCUCAACGAUAUACUUGCUCAAGGGAUGUUGUUUGCCUGACCAUGGCUUUGAGGCGAAAGCUGAAGGCUUCGGUGCUCACUGCGUUCAUCAAUUUCGCUCUUACUCAGGGUCGGAGGUGCACAACUCGUUGGAAUUAUGAUGGCCACAACAUCGAUCUGGUCUGCGGCAGCUAUAGCCUAUAAUCUGAUCUAGUUUCUCCCUUGUUUUAUCUUUAUUUUUUUUUCCAGAAUUGUAUCAUUUAUUUUCCUGUAAUAAUCUUUGAUUUUGGUAUAAUUUUAAUGAAUUAUUGUAUAUUUUUUUGGAAUAAAAUCUGUAAUGAAUUAUGAUAUUUAAAUUUAGAAAUAUAUUAAUUCUAUUUAUUUUAAUCAA
Molecule: messenger RNA, 730 nt
Organism: Cannabis sativa
Lineage: Eukaryota; Viridiplantae; Streptophyta; Magnoliopsida; Rosales; Cannabaceae
Exons: 3
Coding region: 16-543 (175 amino acids)
Source: RefSeq, a predicted model, not a curated record